CACAUUGCUUUGAAUUUUUGAAUGUGUUCGUUUUGCUUAUUGUUUUUCAAGUGUUAUUAAAGUGUGUUUAUUAAAGUUAGCUGCUAAGUUUAUCUGUUUACAUAAGUAACCCUGCAGUUUUCAGCCGCAUCGUUACAGUUUACUGGCGAGUUAGUUCAGUUGAAUAUUUCUGCGAUCCGGACGUACAGGUGCAUUAUUGUCGUGCACAGAGCCCCAAAAUAAAAUGGAGCAGUGGAACAAUGUGGAGCUGACGAACAUGUCCAAAAAGUCGUAUACCCUGAAUCAUGCGUUCGAUGCAGCCGAGAAGUUGAACAAGGAGAACAAUGCAACAUCCUCGAAUGGAAACGGAAGCAGUGCAGAGGAGCAGGCUGUGGACAGCGAUCUUCUCAAGCCCGGAUCGGAUGUGCGUCCAAAAGUGGAGGCCGAUGAUGUGGAGAGCCUGCUGCGACGUCUUUACGGGAUCACGAUAAGCGAGGUCAAGGAAAUUAUAGCCUACGACGACCGCAACUUCUUCGUAAAGGAGGAUAGCAAUGUUAAGAACCCCCUAAUUGUGACCCACUGUCCACACGGCUAUGUCCUUAAGAUCCUGAACUCCCUGGACUCCAAGAAGGUGGACUUUGUGGACGGCCAGAAUCAACUUCUUCUUUAUUUGGGAAAACACAGUGUAAAGUGCCCCAGGCCGAUAGCCAAUGCCACUGGAAAAUAUUACUCGGUGGAGCGGCUAAACGGAAAUUCGAAUGUGGUGCGGCUUCUGGAAUAUAUACCGGGUGAAAUCUUCCACCAAGUGCCCGUGACGAAGCAUCUGCUCUACCGCAGCGGAGAAUACUUGGCCAGGUUGGAUCGAGCCCUGAAGAAUUUCACCCACGAGGCCUAUGAAACCCACAAAACCUUGUGGAUGCUGCAGAGUGUUCCGGAACUGAGGCAAUUUCUGUAUGUGGUCAAGGACCAGGAGCGCCGCCUCAUCUGCGAGGAGGUGAUCGAUGCAUUCGAGGCGAAGGUUCUGAGUAUUUUGCCCACCUUGGAGCACCAGAUCAUCCACGGUGAUUUCAACGAGCAAAAUAUUGUGGUGGAGCAGGCCCCCAACCAGACCGAAUACACCAUCAAGGGAGUGAUUGAUUUCGGGGAUACGAGCAAAUCGCCACUAAUCUUCGAAGUUGGAGUCGCCCUCACCUAUAUGAUUCUGCAGGCCAACGAUCUGGCCAAUGGAGGCAUCUUUUUGGCCGGUUACACCAGUGGCAUUCCUAUUGAGAACUCCGAACUGGCGCAUCUCAAAUAUUGUGUGGCUGCCCGCUUGGUUCAGAGCCUGGUGAUGGGUCUCUACACCCACACAUUGCAUCCCACGAAUGAUUAUCUACUGGUGACCCAAGAACAGGGGUGGAAACUCCUCCAGAAGCUUUGGCGCGAAAGCCUGGAGGAUGUGGAUGAGCUGUGGGCGACCACCGGACAUCAGUACUUGACGCAGAGCAACAAAUAAUAUAGAAUCCAGCUGGCCUUUUCCGGGUUUUAUAAAUAUUUUACCUGUUUUUAUAUACACUUUUCUGGUUUUCAAAAAAAAAAACCUCAAGUAUUAUUGAAUGUCGAAAGCAAUUAUACAAUUCUAUAAACUAAUGUUAAGCUCUGAUAAAUUACGUUUACGUAAAAUGUCCGUACAAAAAAGGCAACUAUGAAAACCAGUACCAUAUAUGUAUGUGAACCAAGUCCUUCAGAGAACCGAAUAAGGCCUGCUAAAUAGCGAUUCUAAUACCAACUGUCAAUUAUUAGAAUUUCAUUAACAUAUCACCUGUGCAAAAUAAGUUGCGAGUCCAAGUAUUGAUUGCAUUUUGCUGCUUUACAAUUUACUUUAUCCGGUAUAUUUUUAUCAUUAUCUUUACAAUAAAACUUGUUAAACAAAUACAAA
Molecule: messenger RNA, 1897 nt
Organism: Drosophila elegans
Lineage: Eukaryota; Metazoa; Arthropoda; Insecta; Diptera; Drosophilidae
Product: hydroxylysine kinase
Exons: 5
Coding region: 224-1474 (416 amino acids)
Molecular function (GO): amino acid kinase activity
Source: RefSeq, a predicted model, not a curated record